This is a messenger RNA of Elgaria multicarinata webbii, 5160 nucleotides long. It is a transcript of the gene UNC13B, whose product is annotated as unc-13 homolog B. Gene Ontology annotation, molecular function: calcium ion binding; syntaxin-1 binding; calmodulin binding. The coding region runs from base 57 to 4982 and encodes 1641 amino acids. Lineage: Eukaryota; Metazoa; Chordata; Lepidosauria; Squamata; Anguidae. Gene Ontology annotation, cellular component: terminal bouton; synaptic vesicle membrane; plasma membrane. Gene Ontology annotation, biological process: synaptic transmission, glutamatergic; neuromuscular junction development; presynaptic dense core vesicle exocytosis. The transcript has 41 exons. The record is from RefSeq and is a predicted model, not a curated record.
GGAGCUGAGGCCCGGCCCAGGCAGACAGACAGACAGACCGACCGACCGCGGCCACCAUGUCCCUGCUCUGCGUCCGCGUUAAGAAAGCAAAGCUCCAGGGACCACCAGAUAAAUUCAAUACAUACGUGACUCUGAAGGUGCAGAAUGUGAAGAGCACGACGGUCGCUGUUCGUGGGGAGCAGCCCUGCUGGGAGCAAGACUUCCUCUUUGAGAUCAGCCGCCUGGACCUGGGCUUGAUUGUGGAAGUAUGGAACAAAGGGUUGAUCUGGGACACAAUGGUCGGAACAGCUUGGAUUGCGCUGAAGGCCAUUCGGCAGUCGGAUGAGGAAGGUCCCGGGGAGUGGUCUACACUGGAGGCAGAGGUCUUGAUGAAGGACCAUGAGGUCUGUGGCACAAAAACCCCAACGCCUCAUAAAAUUUUGUUGGAUACAAGAUUUGAAUUACCUUUCGACAUUCCAGAAGAGGAAGCCAAAUACUGGACCAAGAAGUUAAAGCAGAUAAACUCAUUGGAUGAAGAUGAUGAGCAUUCAUUUAGUGAAGAAGUCCAGAAGCAACCGCUGCCCACUGCUGCCUCCCAGUGUUGCACCUGGAGUUAUUUCGGAUGGGGAAAAGAGCAGACGUUGGAAGACCACGACAGCGCUGUGGAUGACAGAGACAGCGACUACCGCAGCGAGACGAGCAGCAGCGUCCCUCCCCCGUACCACACCACCUCGCAGGCCAACGCUUCAGUGCACCAGUUCCCCGUGGCUUCCCGCCUGCAGCAGCAAGGGGGCUCCCGAGACGCUUGCGUGGAGGCGAUGCGUGGCUAUGAUUUGGACUACCGGGAAAGAGCGGCUAUCAGAAGACACGAUAGCUUAGACUCCACCGUGAGUGGCCGAACUGACCUGGAAUCUGCAUCACAGCCUAGUCAGAUGACAAGCCGCCAGCUGUCGCUAGAAAGCGGGCACUCGCUAGGGUCGCCAGAUAGUCCUGCCAGCAGUAGUAAGUUUGGUUCCUCCUGUAACAUCAGCCAGGGAAGCUCUCAGCUGAGUGAGCUGGACCAUGAUCAUGGGAGUGUCCUGGGCUCUGAACAUGAGGACGAGCUCCCAGAAGGGCCGCCUGCCGCUCCUCACCAGAGGGAAGGCCGUGGGUCAUCUGGCGAACAGCAGGAGUCCCAAGAAACGCACAGCAAAAGAGAGAAGAGGCCCGAGGGAGAGGAGAAAGUGAGAGAGCAGGCCACGGCACAACUACCUGCAGAAGUGCAGCAGUCCAGCAAAGGGGCCACCAGGCCACCAGACAGUUCCCUCGAUGAAAAUGAGCCUCUGCCAUUGCUCCCCGCCAGAACCCGCUGGAUCCGAGCCAUUAAUAAAGUGAGACUUCGGUUGCAGGAGGGGCAGGACGAUGGCGAUCCAUCAAAGUCACCGUGGUUCAAAGGAGGGCCGGCAGGUGGUCUCUAUGGCAUCGACAGCAUGCCCGAUCUGCGCAAGAAGAAGCCCAUCCCGCUUGUCAGUGACUUGUCACUGGUUCAGUCCCGCAAGGCCGGAAUUACCUCAGCCAUGGCCACCCGAACAUCGCUCAAGGAUGAGGAGCUGAAAUCACACGUCUAUAAGAAGACCUUGCAAGCCUUAAUCUACCCCAUUUCCUGCACGACCCCACACAACUUUGAGGUGUGGACGGCUACGACGCCCACCUACUGCUACGAGUGCGAGGGGCUGCUGUGGGGCAUCGCCCGGCAAGGGAUGCGCUGCACAGAGUGUGGGGUCAAGUGCCACGAGAAGUGCCAGGACCUGCUCAAUGCCGACUGCUUGCAGAGAGCGGCUGAGAAGAGUUCGAAGCACGGGGCUGAGGAUCGCACUCAGAACAUCAUCAUGGCCAUGAAGGACCGCAUGAAAAUCCGGGAGCGGAACAAACCAGAGAUCUUUGACCUGAUCAGAGAUGUCUUCAGUGAGAGCAAAAUGACCCAUUCUCAGCAGAUGAAGACCGUGAAGCAGAGUGUUCUGGAUGGCACCUCCAAGUGGUCGGCCAAAAUCACCAUCACAGUGGUCUGUGCUCAAGGCCUGCAAGCCAAGGACAAAACCGGGUCCAGCGAUCCUUAUGUGACUGUCCAAGUCGGCAAGACAAAGAAGAGAACAAAAACUAUAUUUGGGAACCUGAAUCCCAUUUGGGACGAGAAGUUCCAUUUCGAGUGCCAUAACUCCUCCGAUCGAAUCAAAGUGCGGGUCUGGGAUGAGGACGACGACAUCAAGUCCCGGGUCAAGCAGAGGCUGAAACGCGAGUCCGAUGACUUUCUGGGGCAGACCAUCAUUGAAGUGCGCACCCUGAGUGGCGAGAUGGACGUCUGGUACAACCUCGAGAAAAGGACGGACAAAUCCGCCGUGUCAGGCGCCAUCCGCCUGCAGAUCAACGUUGAGAUCAAAGGGGAAGAGAAAGUGGCUCCUUACCACGUCCAGUACACUUGCCUCCACGAGAACCUCUUCCACCACCUGACAGAUGUUCAAGGGAACGGGGUGGUGAAGAUUCCUGAUGCCAAAGGAGACGACGCCUGGAAGGUGUACUUCGAUGAGACAGGCCAGGAGAUAGUGGAUGAGUUUGCCAUGCGAUACGGAAUCGAGUCCAUCUACCAGGCCAUGACGCACUUUGCGUGUCUCUCCUCCAAGUACAUGUGUCCCGGCGUGCCGGCCGUCAUGAGCACCUUGCUGGCAAACAUCAAUGCGUAUUACGCCCACACCACCGCCUCCACCAACGUCUCGGCCUCCGACCGCUUCUCGGCCUCCAACUUUGGGAAAGAGAGAUUCGUUAAGCUUCUGGACCAGCUGCACAAUUCCCUGCGCAUUGACCUGUCCAUGUACCGGAACAACUUCCCAGCCAGCAGCCGGGAGCGCUUGCAGGACUUGAAAUCGACAGUGGACUUGCUGACCAGCAUCACCUUUUUCAGGAUGAAGGUGCAGGAGCUGCAGAGCCCCCCUCGUGCCAGCCAGGUGGUGAAGGAUUGUGUCAAAGCCUGCCUCAAUUCAACCUAUGAAUACAUCUUCAACAAUUGCCAAGAGUUAUACAGCCGCGAAUACCAGGCAGACCCUAACAAAGCCCAGGACGUCCCCCCGGAGGAGCCAGGCCCCAGCAUCAAGAACCUGGACUUCUGGCCCAAACUCAUCACCCUGAUCGUCUCCAUCAUUGAGGAGGACAAGAACUCCUACGCCCCCGUCCUGAAUCAGUUUCCGCAAGAGCUCGCUGUUGGAAAGAUCAGUGCUGAAGUCAUGUGGAACCUCUUCGCUCAGGAUAUGAAAUACGCCAUGGAAGAACACGAGAAGCACCAGCUGUGCAAGAGCGCCGACUACAUGAACCUGCACUUCAAGGUGAAGUGGCUCUACAACGAGUACCUCUGCGGCCUGCCGGCCUUCAAGGAGAAGGUGCCUGAAUACCCGGCGUGGUUUGAGCAGUUUGUGAUGCAGUGGCUGGAUGAGAACGAAGACGUGUCCAUGGAGUUCUUGCAUGGGGCUCUGGAGAGAGAUAAGAAGGACGGGUUCCAGCAGACCUCUGAGCACGCCCUGUUCUCCUGCUCGGUGGUGGACGUCUUCACGCAGCUCAACCAGAGCUUUGAGAUCAUCAAGAAGCUGGAGUGCCCCGAUCCUGCCAUUGUAGCCCGCUACAUGCGGCGCUUUGCCAAGACCAUCGGGAAGGUGCUGAUGCAGUACGCAGACAUCGUCUCCCGGAACUUCCAGACCUACUGCUUGAAGGAGAAGCUGCCCUGCAUCCUGAUGAACAACAUCCAGCAGCUAAGAGUGCAGCUGGAGAAGAUGUUUGAGGCUAUGGGGGCCAAGGAGUUGGAUCCAGAAGCCAGUGACUCCCUCAAGGAGCUGCAGGUGAAACUGAACAACGUCCUGGACGAGCUCAGUGCUGUGUUUGGGAACAGUUUCCAGGCACGGAUCGACGAGUGUGUCAAGCAGAUGUCGGAUAUCCUGUGCCAGGUGAAAGGGGCUGGCAACGCCCCGCCCAAUGUCGUGGCCCAAGAUGCAGACAACGUCCUCCGGCCCUUAAUGGACUUCCUGGAUGGAAACCUGACGCUCUUCGCAGAUGUGUGUGAGAAGACGGUGCUCAAGCGGGUGCUGAAGGAUCUCUGGAGGGUCGUGAUGAACACCCUGGAGAAGAUCAUUGUUCUGCCUCCUCUCUCAGAUCACACGGGGACCCAGCUGAUUUUCAGUGCUGCUAAAGAACUGGGACAUUUAUCGAAGCUGAAGGAUCACAUGGUCAGGGAGGAAACCCGAAGCCUCACCCCGAAGCAGUGUGCAGUGCUGGAACUGGCUCUAGACACGAUUAAGCAAUAUUUCCACGCUGGAGGAAACGGCCUGAAGAAGACCUUCCUGGAGAAGAGCUCCGACCUGCAGUCACUGCGCUACGCGCUGUCCCUCUACACCCAGACCACAGACACCCUCAUCAAGACCUUCGUGCAGACGCAGACGGCGCAAGGCUCGGGCGUGGAUGACCCUGUGGGAGAAGUGUCCAUUCAGAUUGACCUCUACACGCACCCAGGCACCGGGGAGCACAAGGUCACCGUGAAAGUCGUGGCUGCCAACGACCUGAAGUGGCAAACCUCCGGCAUGUUCCGUCCUUUCGUGGAGGUCACCAUGAUUGGUCCACACCAAAGCGACAAGAAACGGAAAUUCACCACCAAGUCAAAAAGCAACAAUUGGGCUCCCAAGUACAAUGAAACGUUCCACUUCAUCCUUGGAAACGAGGACGGGCCUGACGCCUAUGAGCUGCAGGUGUGCCUGAAGGACUACUGCUUUGCCCGCGAGGACCGGGUCCUGGGCAUCGCCGUCAUGCAGCUCAGGGAUGUGGCAGACAAGGGGAGCUGCGCUUGCUGGUGCCCGCUGGGGCGCAGGAUCCACAUGGAUGAUACGGGGCUCACCGUCCUGAGGAUCCUCUCUCAAAGAACCAACGAUGAGGUGGCCAAGGAAUUUGUCAAGUUGAAGUCCGAGUCCCGCUCCACAGAGGAAGGCAGCUGAGACCCCCGUGCCCACGCGCAGCGUGCGCCUCGUGCCAACAUGUGCCACACGUGCAGCCACAGUUUGCCCUCUUGCAUCCCGGACGGACGGAGCGCCACGUCUCUGCCAGCCUGCUGCUGCCCACAGAGGACCCUGCCGGCCCUGAGCAGAGAGAUCCGUUAUCAGGCCAAGGCAGGAA